Messenger RNA from Pistacia vera, 1077 nucleotides. Its product is annotated as protein EXORDIUM-like 2. NCBI's taxonomy places the organism in Eukaryota, Viridiplantae, Streptophyta, Magnoliopsida, Sapindales, Anacardiaceae. The coding region runs from base 22 to 957 and encodes 311 amino acids. The record is from RefSeq and is a predicted model, not a curated record. The transcript has a single exon.
AUUUCAAACUCUCUCUCUCGAAUGGCUUUUUUUCAAAUUUCCUGCAAACUGUCUCUUUUGCUUUUUCUUUUCCACUUCAACUUAUUCAGCUUAUGUCUAGGAGCAAGAAAGCUAACUUCUUUGUAUCAACCACCUCCCAUGGCCUUAACUUAUCAUAAAGGUACUUUACUUGAAGGAACCCUUCCCGUAUCCAUUCUCUGGUACGGUGGAUUUUCUCCAGCUCAAAAAUCCGUUAUCGUUGACUUUCUUCUCUCUCUCAACCCACAAAAGCAUCAACAGUCCGCAACUCCAUCUGUGUCCAAAUGGUGGCUUACCAUCCAAACCUACAUGAAAAAUGCUGGCAAAAAGGAGACUCAUAUUACCCUGUCAACCCAAUUCUCUGAUAAAAAUUGCUCUUUAGGCAAAAUCUUAAAGAAACAUCAGGUGUUUGACCUCGCUCAGAAAGUUAACUCGAACCCAGGUGGGUUAACUCUAGUUUUAACUGCAAAAGACGUGGCUGUUGAGGGAUUUUGCAUGAGUAGCUGUGGCUUUCAUGACUCAAACCCGAAAAAGAACUCGGCUUUCAUCUGGGUUGGCAACUCAGUGAGUCAGUGUCCAGGCCAAUGCGCCUGGCCAUUCCACCAACCAAUCUACGGACCACAAACAGAACCACUGGGUGCUCCUAACGGAGACUUCGGCGUGGACGGCAUGAUUAUAAAUAUAGCGAGUCUUUUGGCUGGAACCGUGACCAACCCAUUCGGGAACGGCUAUUUUCUGGGGUCAGCUGACGCGCCGCUCGAGGCUGCUUCCGCUUGCCCUGGGGUGUACGGUGAAGGGGCGUACCCCGGUUACGCCGGGGAAGUAUUAGCGGAUCCUACCACUGGUGCUAGCUAUAAUGCGCACGGUGUUAAUGGGAGGAAGUAUCUGUUGCCUGCUUUGUUCGACCUUUCUACUUCUAAGUGUUCAACGGUGGUUUAAGUGCGAGUGUUGCGUUUGAUGCAAUUCAUUGCACCUAUAUGGUGCUGCCGCUGUUUCUGUACAAACUUGUGAUUUUAGUGGAUGUGUAAAUUUUUUUGAAUCUAAUUUUCUUCGACUUCA